AUGAAUCAUAUUAACACAAAAGCACAAGUCAUCGAAGCAUUCAAAGUUUUUGAUCGUGAUGGUAAUGGUUAUGUAACUGUUGAUUAUUUAAGAAAAGUUUUAAAUGAAUUAGGUGAUAUGAUGCCACCAGAAGAGAUUGAAGAAAUGAUUUAUGAAGCUGACCCACAAAAUUCAGGUUAUGUUCAAUAUGAAAGUUUUGUAUCUAUGUUGUUCCUUUGGGAUUAA
Dictyostelium purpureum is the source of this 225-nucleotide messenger RNA. RefSeq lists its product as uncharacterized. Gene Ontology annotation, molecular function: calcium ion binding; enzyme regulator activity. The record is from RefSeq and is a predicted model, not a curated record. The transcript has 3 exons. Lineage: Eukaryota; Evosea; Eumycetozoa; Dictyosteliales; Dictyosteliaceae. Bases 1 to 225 code for a protein of 74 amino acids.